CGAUCCUCUAAGAACAUGAUAUCAUGGUUCAACGGAAGGGACUGAGGGCACCAUGGUCUGUACAGUCAGCACAGACAAAGAGAGAGAGAGCGAGAGAGAGAGGGGGGUGAGAUUCAGGGGGCGUCUAUUUUUGAUUCGGAGACACUGAUCUGUUCUUCAUUUACUUCUCUCCUUCGCUCCUGCAUCAUGUGUGCAUCAUGCGUGUGCAGCUUCUUUCAGAUCAUCUCAGCUAUGUUGCUGAUGUCAUCAUGGUGUGUUCAGGGUCUGCGUGUCGAUGUGUAUCCCAGACAGCCUCUGUUCAGACUGGCGGAGCGUCAGCAGCUGGUUUGCUCCGUUCAAGAUUGUCCCAUGAUGCCAAGCAUCUCCUGGUCUUUGCCUGGGGAUCGACCUCUGACCGCCUCUGUCACCACCAACUCCAGCUGCUCUGUGGUGACCUUUGACCCUGUGAUGAUGGAGCAUGAGGGCGCUCUGCUGUGCAGAGUGAACUGUGGAGAAGACAGGAAGCAGAUCCUAACCAACGUGCAUGUUUACUCCCUCCCAUCAGCCCCUCUGAUCCAAGGCCAGGACCACUUGAGACUGGGGGUGGAGUCCACCCUGACCUGUCAGGUGUCCGACCUUUAUCCCUCAGAGCUGCUCAACCUCACCUGGUUUAACGGGGACAGAGUCAUGCAGAGCGUUGUCGGAGAGCAUGGGUCUAGCUCUGUCUCGUCUGAGUACAGGUUCACUCCUCAGGACCAGGACUCGGGGGCCAACAUCAGCUGCAGGGCCACGCUGAACCUGCUGACCCUGCCACCUGAGAUCCGGACCAGAGAGACCACGAUCCACCUCAACCUGCUCUAUGCUCCUGUCGUGACGUCGAUCUCGGACCCGUUGCUGGUCAUGGUCAACUCUUCGCUCACUGUCAGCUGUUCAGCGGUGGGAAACCCUGAGCCGACAAUCACCUGGAGCUUCAGGACGACAGAUGGUCGAUCACUUCUGCGGGGGCGUGGCCAUCAGCUUGUUGUCACGUCAGUGAGUCUGUUUGACGCUGGACGCUACGAAUGUGAGGCUCGAAACAAUGAGGGAAGCCAGACCGCUGCGGUGGACGUCACUGUUCAUGCUCCACCCACCAACACCUCCAUAUCUGUGAGUCCCGGUGAGGACGUGGUGGAGGGUCAACAGGUCAACAUUACCUGCCGAUCAGAUGGAGCUCCGCCCACAUCGCUGGUGCUAAGGAGGGAUGGGGCGGUGCUACAGAGCAUUUAUCCCGACUCCUCAUCCUCGCUAUUCCUCAGCCUCUCUAUGUCCUUGCUGCAAGACUCCGCCCACUACGAGUGUGAAGCCUCCAAUAAGUACGGAGCACAGCAGGUGUCCAGCUCCGUCAGGGUCAAAGCUCACCCUCUGCAGGUGGAGGUGAGUCGUCAGGUCUCGGCUGCAGAGCGAGGUUCAGAUCUGCUCGUCAGCUGCAGAGCGUCCGGGUGUCUCCGCCCUCCGACCCUCACCUGGAAGAGGGUGGAGCGGGACCGUAGCAUCAUCCAGAGGACACAGCAGUGGGACGGACUGUCCCCGCUCCACCUGCGGGACCUUGACCUCCAGGAUCAGGGAGGCUACAGCUGUGAGGCCGAGUGUGACGCCGUCAUCAGGACCAGAACCAUCCAGGUCCACGUCUACUGUGAGUCUGUCACACCUGAGCCCAGGUGUUUGUGGUGUCAUAGAGGAGAGGAAGAAACACU
Messenger RNA from Paralichthys olivaceus (Japanese flounder), 1712 nucleotides. Lineage: Eukaryota; Metazoa; Chordata; Actinopteri; Pleuronectiformes; Paralichthyidae. The record is from RefSeq and is a predicted model, not a curated record.